Chanos chanos (milkfish) is the source of this 1218-nucleotide messenger RNA. Its product is annotated as thyrotropin-releasing hormone receptor. Lineage: Eukaryota; Metazoa; Chordata; Actinopteri; Gonorynchiformes; Chanidae. Bases 1 to 1218 code for a protein of 405 amino acids. Gene Ontology annotation, cellular component: membrane. The transcript is spliced from 2 exons. The record is from RefSeq and is a predicted model, not a curated record. Gene Ontology annotation, molecular function: thyrotropin-releasing hormone receptor activity. Gene Ontology annotation, biological process: phospholipase C-activating G protein-coupled receptor signaling pathway.
AUGGAGAACACAACAAUCUCUCUUGGCACAGACCUAAACAUCAGUGACAGUGAUUCUCUGGCUGAGAUGCCGGAGAAUUCUAUCGAGGUUCAGAUCGUCACCAUAUUUCUAGCGCUCCUGAUAUGUGGAGUGGGAAUAGCUGGAAAUAUAAUGGUGGUACUGGUUGUGCUUCGUACCAAACAUAUGAUGACUCCUACAAAUUGCUAUUUGGUGAGUCUUGCCGUUGCUGACCUCAUUGUACUCCUGGCUGCAGGUUUGCCCAACAUCUCUGAGGUGGUAGCCUCCUGGAUAUAUGGAUACACUGGGUGUUUGUGUAUCACAUACCUGCAAUAUCUAGGCAUCAACGUUUCUUCUUGCUCCAUCACCGCUUUUACAAUAGAGCGCUACAUAGCCAUCUGCCACUCCAUAAAGGCACAGUUUUUAUGUACGGUGUCCCGAGCUAAGAAGAUCAUAGCUGGCGUUUGGAUUUUCACCUCUGUUUACUGCAUCAUGUGGUUUUUCCUAGUUGAUACAAACGAGACCGUUUAUGCCAACGGUGUAGUAGUUCGGUGUGGCUACCGUGUGUCCAGAAAUCUCUACAUGCCCAUAUACUUUCUGGACUUCACUUUGUUUUAUGUGAUUCCUCUGAUAGUGGCUACGGUGUUGUACGGGUUGAUAGCUCGUAUACUGUUCAUGAAUCCUUUGCCUACAAAUCUCUCUGAGCGAGGAAACGAUUCCAUUCACCAAGGACGCACCAACAGUACGGUCAAAGUCUCGUGUAAACCCAACAAAGGGGCAGUGUCUUCAAGAAAACAGGUGACGAAGAUGCUGGCAGUGGUGGUGAUCCUGUUUGCCCUGCUCUGGAUGCCGUAUAGAACGUUAGUGGUGGUCAACUCCCUCAUGGACCCCCCUUACCUCAACACAUGGUUUUUGCUCUUCUGUCGUAUGUGCAUCUACACGAAUAGCGCCAUCAACCCUAUCAUCUACAACGCCAUGUCCCAGAAGUUUCGCGCUGCCUUUAAGAAGCUUUGCAAAUGCAAGGGCAGACAAGGCACUGAGACGACAGCCAAGUACAACGCGCCCGUCUACUACAGUGUCAUGAAAGACUCGUCUCACGACAGUCCGGAGCACAUGACCGAACAGGAGGACGUCAGCGGAUACUCGGUCACGUCCAAAAGGGUCAACUUCUCAGACAAGUGCAGUGACGGAGACACAGGUGGCAUGUAUAGCAUAGCUUGA